Panicum hallii is the source of this 820-nucleotide messenger RNA. Its product is annotated as 28 kDa heat- and acid-stable phosphoprotein-like. Gene Ontology annotation, molecular function: RNA binding. The coding region runs from base 109 to 597 and encodes 162 amino acids. Lineage: Eukaryota; Viridiplantae; Streptophyta; Magnoliopsida; Poales; Poaceae. Gene Ontology annotation, cellular component: cytosol. The record is from RefSeq and is a predicted model, not a curated record. The transcript has 8 exons.
CCCCCGCGGCGAGAACCCCCAGAAGGCCACCAGCCCACCACCCACGCGCCGAAGCAGCUGCUGCAGGGCUUGCCGCCGCCGCCACCUCCGCAAGCGCAGCCCGCGUCCAUGGCGAAGGGCAAGUUCAAGCACAAGCCCACGGGGGAGCGCACCUUCUCCUCCCCCGAGGAGAUCGCGGCUGGUACUUCAGCAGACCGUCCAAGAACCUUUAAGAAGCAAGGUGAAAAUGAUGUCUAUGAUAGAAGGGGAGAACCAGAACAGGAAGAAGAAUCUGAAGAUUUUGCAAAACCCAAAUACAAAGGUACAGAAGGUCUUAUUGAGAUUGAGAAUCCAAACCUGGUGAAACCAAAGAACAUAAAACCCAAAGACAUUGAUAUUGGUAAGACAACUGACAUGUCCAGGCGUGAAAGAGAGGAGCUUGAGAAACAGCAAUCUCAUGAGCGUUAUAUGAAGCGUCAGGAGCAAGGAAAAACAGAACAGGCUCGGAAAGAUUUAGAGCGCCUUACUUUAAUUCGGCAACAAAGAGCAGAAGCUGCAAAGAAGCGUGAAGAGGAAAAAGCUGCCAAAGAGGAGAGGAAGGCUGAAGCGCGCAAGUGACCUGGCAAAGUAUGGACACCAUAGGGUUUUAUGGGAUCUGUGGCAGCUGAAUGACAGUAGUAGUUUCCGUGCUUCUGAUAUCGUUUGAAGUCUCUUUUACUGCAUUUAUUACCACUUUUUAGUAGUAUGCAAUUGCAUUUGUAUGUUGGUGGUGCCUCUCAAUGACCACGGAUUGUCAACUUUGAGGGUGGCGAAGUAGAGUAAUGGCAACUAAUCUGGACAA